Durusdinium trenchii is the source of this 5518-nucleotide messenger RNA. The record is from the annotation of a GenBank genome assembly. Lineage: Eukaryota; Dinophyceae; Suessiales; Symbiodiniaceae.
CAGGUUCAGUCGGACAAACAAUCAAUAAUCGCGCCACUUCAAGGUGCCUGGUUUCCGUUGCUUCAUCGGAGGAUAUUUGAAUCGCGCUGAUGAAAAUGAUGAAAUCGUGGCACUGUGGGAAGUUCUACAUUUCUGGAAGUUUCUGGUGCUUCAGCUUCACACUCGAAGACUUGAGACUGGAAGAUAAGGUGGCUAAGAGAUUGACAAGCUUUAACUUGUAAACAGAAAAUCCUAUUCAAGCAUCUCCAAGGCAGAUUCAACAGAUUCGCCGUGGUCAUUAGCUGGCAGCUGGACAGCAAGGAUUUGGUCGAGUUGGAUUGGUUGUGCUACAACACUUGCACUUUGGCUUCACUCGAACUGUCGAGAGCGAGACAGAAAAGAUGAGAAAAGCAGAUUUGCCGAUCGUCCCAAUUUGCUUUUGAACCUCGGCUCUCCCGGCCGUUGGGACCAGCAUUCUUUGUGAGCACAUGCUUCCAGCAUGGAGAAAGGCAAGAUCCAGUCAGGAUGGAUAUCCUGUUUUCAGGACAUUAGACAGUGACUAGACGCUAUUGUGUCUAAGUGAUACUCUUACUCCUUAGCUAAUUUGACCUUGCGGGACCCACUAUAUAAGCAAUUCUAAGCACUCAUCUUGUGGGCAACCGUAGGCUGCAAACGUAGUUCUAUCCCGGCGAAACCUGCAAGCCAGGUAGAUGAGCAGAGUCAGAGAUGAGUUCCAAGGGUGUAGUCGCUGGCCGUGUUUGUUGCUGUCGCUCCAAAGCUCCACGGGCUGCCAAUCAUCGCUCCAAGAUAUUUAUUCACUUGGGCUAGUCUUUGUUCAUUGCAUUGCACUACCAUCGAAAAGAUGGAAGCACGGCCCAAGGAUCAGCCAGCAUCCGGCUCAGCAAUUUUGAGUCACCCUAGGCUGCUUCCAUUGAUGCGUGAAGUGUGUCGUAGGGAUCCUGGCAACAACAAUGAAGCACACACGAACCGAAGCCAUGCAUUGAGCUUAGGGGUUCCGAGUUUCCUCGACUGUGUCAUUCUCGUCGCAUUGUUUUAGUUUCCCGCUUGCUUGGCCGAACGGAGCAACCUGCCACACAGGCAACGUAUCCCAUGCAUACAGUGUGUUUUUUGUCGUCCAAAAUUAGCACUGACCGAGGCAUCACUCACCUUCGCUCGGGCAGGCAUUUUGUCAGCCGUUGCCGUUAGAUUGACCAGCUUGAUGUGUGAAAUGCUGAGGACUCGGAGUGCUUUGCAGCAUUUGGAGUUGGUUCUUGAGAGAUGAGGUAUUGGAAGAUGAGUCUUCACAGUCACCUUCUGCCCUUUCGGUACUUUUGCUGGAGUGCAUGCUGUCAUGUGCGCUCUUCCUUCAUUUCUUGAAAGAGGUGACUUAACAUGGAUAAGAAAUCAAAAAGCCAGUGACGAGUUUCUUUGGUAGCUUGUAUCCAUUCUUCUGUUUGCUUCUGAAUCAAUCGGAGACGGAGAGCGAGAGAGGGCAGAAAGACAUCUAUUCAUAUGGGAAAUAGGCUCCCUCGCCACCUCUCACGCUUGAGUUCGGGCGCUUCCGCAGAUGACGGGAAUUAAGUAUACAGAAGAUUAAAGAAGCUCUUACUUGAAAAAGUCUCGGUUGCAAGCGUUGAGACACUUCCUCGUUGCCUUUCUUGAUCAAUGUAGUUGGUGUUGCACAAGGACCAACCACAGUGGUAGAGGCAAGCAAAUGAUAUUACUCAACAAUACCUGGAAGAAGUUCGAAAUUGCAAGUCGCGCAAGCAGUAAGAGGGAACAUGUUCUGCAACAUCGCCUUGAAGCCCCGCACCCUCAAAGGCAGGCUAUUGGUUGGCAAAAGGCAUCGUGCAAAUACAAAAGCUCAAACAGAAACAAUCAUGCGCGCGUUACAAAAAUGCACAAAGUGCUUCACAGUUUCAGCAGCUGUAAUCCAUCUCGUGUUUGAAACGGUGUGUCUUUUCACUUUUGACCACUCAAAUUGCCCUUUUUCGAACUCUCACAUUUUAUGUGUCUUGAAGCGGCAAGCAUCAACUGGAAGCAAAUGAUGCACGUGUCCUCUCAAGGAAGUUGUGUGGUACUCUCCAAGUGCACAAUCUCUCAACGCAAACGGAGGCGGAAUUCUGCAGAUUUCUUUGCCGUGAUUCUGGAGUCCAGUUGUCAGGCUGUUAGGCACUACUUGUUUGUACGCAAGAGAACGCGGAGCCUGGAGUUUUGAAAUGUACGGAUACCAUAUAUCAUUGAGACGGAUUUAUUUGUGUGACAUGAAGACCGACCACAAGAAAUCAAAGAGUUCUAUUGGCUCGAUUGAAGUUCUGAAAUCGGCUUCGUCCCAAUGAAAAGGGCGUCCCCACCAAUUGAGGCUGCUGAAGCGGUGGCAAAGCAUUGCACUUCCUUCUAUCUAUCUCUUCAAUUUGUGCGAUCCUUGGUAUUUCGACUGUCGAAGACAUUUUGCGUUCCUCCAAAGGUGAUGAGUGUCACCAUGCGCACGUCACAUUUUGCAUGUGUGUGUCACCUUUGGCAGCACGGCCCAGCACUGCCCAAACAACAUCAAUUCCUUGCUUGAAGAUGGGCACUAAUGGCGUUUGCUCAAACACUUUGUGAAAAAACGUUGGCCACUGAGACCCUUGAUUCAUUAAAAUCUCACAUUUGAACCGUUCUAGGUCCAACAAUCUAGCAGGGGUUCCCAAAUCCGGUACGAAGGUACGAAAUGUCACGUCAUUUGCCUGAUACCUUGGCGAAAUCCGCCAGGGCAAUUUUGUCGAAGAUCAGGUUGAAAAGUACUGUCGCAGUGACGACGUUUGAUUUAGCCAAGAGGCGCAUAUUUCAGCCCAUCUUCAAGUCUCCUCUUCAACAGUGCAAUCGAAGGUAUCAUGAAAAGUAUCACAACAAAAGAUUGAGAAAUUCCAAUAUUCCGAUUCGUUCAAAUCUCAGGCCUUUGGCCUGUGUGCCAGCUUGUGCGUUGUGCGUCAAAGCUCAUUAGCUCAUUCAAUCACGAGAUCAAUGCAUUCUAAAUUGCUGCGCAUUCCGUGUGUUGCAGCAGGGCUGACAAGAAUAUCUUUUGUUGCAUCUCUAGCCAGGCCACUUAGGAAGGUCCAGGGCUGCCACGCCAUUUUACUUCCAAUGAGGACAUCUCACUUGCUUCGCAUUCCUGUACCUCAUCAAUUGGCGUAGCCAGCCAGCCGACUUAUUGAGGUCAACCUUUGAGCCAGGCGGAGUGUAACUUUCGUGGGCUUGGCAGGCUCAAUUUCUUUUUGUGAGGCACGGGUGUCAUUUCAACAGUGCCACCCUUGAAGAGGGCGACCGUCGACCGGAAACCCACUCUGCAUUUGCGUUCCCCAGGCCUCUUGUGGAGAAGAUAGGUGCCGUUGUAUAAGAGGAAUUCAAGCGUAGCAAACCACAGGAAGAGGAAUUUCUCCAUUUGCAAUGGAGAACAAUACAAAGACUUGCUUGCUAUCGUUGUUUGAGCUCCCCCCAACUUCGGCACACGGCUAUACCAGCCAGCUGCCAAAUGUGAGACAUGGCAAGGCGCAUGCCGUAACAAAGUGGCAAGGACAAUGCAAGACACACCGCGUUACAAUCUGGGCAUGUUCAUCUAUUGAGUCAAAUGAGGGCAUGCAAAGAUGCACAAGGCUGAAAUUGGUCUCGCCACCUCGGGUUUUUGCAGCAGAUGAGCCAUUGCAUAUCGGACUCACGUUUCGUAUGUUCAAUUCAGCUUGGGUGGAAAAGCAUGCCGUCCGAGUCCUUCUUUGUUUGCAAUCCAGGAGUGCAGUAUUUGCUCGGUAGCUGUUAAGAGAUAUAUAAAGUCCGGUUUGUGACGUUCGGGGUGGCAACAAACCCAUAUCAUAUCAAGAACCAAUCUCUAUUGCGAGCUCAAUGCACUCCUUAGUGAGGGCACUUCCUCUUGAGUCGAGGCUUUUGGUCCUUUGGUUAAACGUUAUCAUUCCAAGUGUCAAGCACGCAAGCUGCCAUCAAGAAGCCUCCAAGAAACAUGAAUGUUAUUUGCAAGGCGCCCAUCGCUAAAAGGAAGAAACAAGGCAGAGGAAAAGAAAACCUCCGGUGAAACAGAUGUGAGAAAUUGGUGAGACGGAGAGAAGCACCCAAACCCUCAACCCCAUAAAGAAGGAAGAAGCUAGUAUCAGUGGAGGACGCAGCAGCAUUGCUUUCAGCCCACCGUUCUGAAGGCUGGUGUACUGCAGAGAAGAAAGUGGCGGUUCCCAUUUCAUUGUUCGCAGCCUCCGGAGGAGACCGCACAUCAGCUUCGCGAAAGUGUCGCAAAAUUGCCAUUUCCGCGAAAAAGAAUUUUGGGCGACUCCCACAUGGUAGUUCAUCAACAAAAGGUCAACAAAAGGCCUAGGUUCAUUGAGAGGCUUCUAUGCUGUUCGCAAAAGUUUUUUUGAGUUCGCGAAAGUAAAGAUUGUUUUGCGAUGUUUUAAGCGACAGAUCUGCGAAAGAGUGGUAUGUGAAAACAACCAAACCACGGAGAAUACCCUCUGCAAAAGUUAAACAUUGCGCGAAGAAUUGUGUUUCCGUAAGGAGGAGUUAGAUCAACCACCACAUAGUUUGCAAAGUGAAAGAAACCAACGUGUUGUUCGGUUAAUGCAGUUGAGACCGAUCAGCACAGCCAUCCCAGCUUGUGAUAGCGCAAUUCUUUGGGGUGCUGAAAGAAGCAUGACAAAAGGAUGAUAGAAGUGAGGAAAAGGAAGCACAUCCACGAAAAGGUUGAAAGCUGAAAGUUAGAGUUUAAGUCUGACCUCGAAUGCCUUGAGCUGUCAGUGUUUUGUCGACUAGACAUAGCUCUCAGACCUUUUUGGAAUGAGCACCAUAGAACUGCAAAGGCAUGAACCAAGUGGCAUCUAGUUUGCGUCGGAAGCUUCUGGAGGGUGACUCCAUGGAUUGACGCUGUGAACUGCUUAUCCUUCGAGUCAUGUCAGGUCUAAAGUGUUCAAAGAGAAAAGACACAAAGACAGAAAGACGCUUGUGUCUCAUGUUGUUACCAACAAAGUCAAUCAAAGUGCCUCUCAUACGCCGGUCCAAAAGCAGUGCUAUUUUGCUCCUUGGAAAUGAAGCUGUUGCUUUGAACCACUUGCUUCAAGUCUAAAGCCUGGCAGGCAUUGUUGAUAAAGCCUUCAGGGAUUCUCGUGACUCAUGUUGAUUGAAACCUACAGGCUCUUGCAGGCUACAGCCUUGAAUUUUGGAGGUCAAUACGAAUGCGACGCUGCCUUGCUCUCAUGCACUGGGCGUUGGUGUCGGUGCAUGAAAUAGUUCCUCACAGAUUCCCACCACGAUAAACAGGGAAAGAGUUGCGCUGAAGAUUGCCUGAGGCAACAUAUGGGACCUGUAGCCACAAAGCACAGGGCAUGCCAACUGCUGCCUGCUCAAGUCGCGCAAUGGGAUAUUUGGAGCUAGUGGAGAAAGCAAUGAAAAACGUUUUGGUCGAAUGAGUUGCAUGAUUUGCAUGAAUAGUGAAGACACUGGAGUUUGUUUCUCCCCCGCUUGGUUGGGGUCUUGGCACUUUCCAUCAGGUGUCCUUUUCCAC